Molecule: messenger RNA, 1831 nt
Organism: Papilio machaon (common yellow swallowtail)
Lineage: Eukaryota; Metazoa; Arthropoda; Insecta; Lepidoptera; Papilionidae
Gene: Dnaaf3
Product: dynein axonemal assembly factor 3 homolog
Exons: 1
Coding region: 449-1831 (460 amino acids)
Biological process (GO): motile cilium assembly; axonemal dynein complex assembly
Source: RefSeq, a predicted model, not a curated record
CUUAUCCAUCCAGCGAUACCUGGGACGGCCAACUAGGCGUCGUCCCAUGUAUGCGCGUUUGACACCACGAACAUCAUCCAUUCUUUCUAAGUGGCCGAGCCAGCGGAGACGUUGGGAAUAAGGAAAAAUGCUGAGAUUGAGAAACUAGUAGCCGAGCACAACAUCACUGGCGAGAUAAAAACAUUUUUAUAUUUGUUAGGUUAUAAAUUUAGAUUUUCUUACAUAAAAUCAAUACUUAAAUGAUCGUUUGACUGGCUUUCUAGAUUAUCAGGUCAUUAGUUUUAAGCGGGCGCAUCCUCGAGGAGUGCAGUGAAAAAUAAAACUCUGUCACAAAUAGCCCCGUUUCCAUGGCAACCCCCUACUGCACACGCUUCAGCGCUUGUUUACGUUGCUACGACGUUGACAACUUGGCCAUUUCUCAGUCGAUCGUUGUUGUGUCGAGACAAAAAUGUUCUGGGGAACUAGUCCUGCACUAGAUUUGCAAGAGGAGUAUUUAAAACAUGGAGAUGAAAACUCGUAUGAGCUCAAUUUUUUAGUCAUCGGUGGCUGUGAUGCACGACACCUUAUCAAGACUCUGGCUCAAGCAUACCGCCACACGAGGCGUUAUAUGAACAUAUUUGUCAUCGAUGGUUGUCCGGAGCUCAUCGCAAGACAACUUCUAUUAAUGUCCCUCGCUUUAGAAAGAACAACGAAAUGCGGUCUACUCGAAAAGACCAGGCGGUUCUUGGAAGUAUAUGGUAAUAUUCUCCUUCGACCUUCCACCUCCAGGUAUUUGACCGCAAAAGCACGUCAACUAAUUGGCAUGAUUACCAACACUGAAUACAUGAGCUGCCUCCUACCAUGCAUAUCUAUAGACCAGAUGAAAUACCGCGAAAGGGACUACAUUGAAAAUCUAUUCAAUUUCUGGACAACAGGAAAUACGAAUCAGUUUAAUGCGUGCGAGCUCUGGGAGCAUCGAGUGAGACAUAGCCUCGGCUUGCGAUACGACACCAGAGCCGGGGUCUUCGACUGGGAUUACCACAUGCGCCUGAGAGAAAUAGCGAAGCAAAUAUCUUUCCAGGAAUAUAAGCAUUUUAGGGAACAUGGAGUGCCAUUUACUUGGCUGGAAACGGAGGUAUGUCGACCAAAUGUCACGUUUGCAGCUGGUGUAUACAAGUGCGGGGAGAGAUACUUGCACCGCGGAUAUCUCGGAGAUAUUGUGACGUCACCGUACAUAGCGUAUGGAUUAGAUUGCGAAGAUAAGGAUAUGUUACGUUCUACUCAGGGUGCUAAUUUUAAAAGAGCGACCGAUGUAUCUGAGCGUAACGUCAUGCGGAUGCUGUACGAACUUGAAAAUCGCCAGAAGUUUGAUGUUAAUUUAAUGAACUUGGAGGAUGAGAAGAAUUUGGGUUUGGUGGUGAUGAGUCAGAUAGACGCUAAGAUCUCUGAGAGUGUGCCUGAAGCACCUUUAUUGCUUAGAGAAGAUCGUGAUACUUACAUCAACGUUGAUUAUGGUAAGGUUCAUUUUCUUUCUCUGUCUGCUUUGGAUCAGUAUCCUCACAAGCCGCCCUUUCAAGGCUUAUUCCAUGGCGUCUUCGUUGGACAGAAUAUGCUCCCGCGUAUAAAGCCUAGCGUGUGGUCAAUGGCGAGAGACGAUGCUGUCGUAAUUAUGGACACUCGUAAAUACUUGGUGGAGUUCUUGAAGGAAGACGUGAAAGCUUUCGGUGAACAAAUACAGCAGGCCGCGGCGACAGCACAGUGCAACAAGAAAUCCACGUUCGAUCCCGAAAAAGAUGACUUUGCAAAGUUUUUAAUUAGAAGGAAAAGUGAAAGUACCGAUGUAUCUGUUUAA